Arabidopsis lyrata subsp. lyrata is the source of this 485-nucleotide messenger RNA. Its product is annotated as ATP-dependent Clp protease proteolytic subunit-related protein 1, chloroplastic-like. NCBI's taxonomy places the organism in Eukaryota, Viridiplantae, Streptophyta, Magnoliopsida, Brassicales, Brassicaceae. The record is from RefSeq and is a predicted model, not a curated record. Bases 99 to 470 code for a protein of 123 amino acids. The transcript is spliced from 3 exons.
CAGGCAAUCCCUAAUUUCGCCUCAAAAAUCCCAAAAAGCUUCGUUCUUUUUUAGUCAUCGUCUUCUUCUUUUCUUCUUCGUUGGUAGCUAAACCGUAGAUGGCGACUUCUCUGGUCUCUCCUCUUACUUCACAGCUCAACCAUGAAGCUGUCUGUUCCAAGUUCGUGCUUCCCAAAUCACCGUUCAUGUCGGGAUCUAAGCUCUUUUCAUCGAACAUGCCUUGCUCUACUGUUCCUAGACGCACAAGAAGAUCACACUGCUUUGCUUCUUCUAAAGAUAUGAGCUUUGACCAUAUCCCUAAACAAUUUCGAGGAGACAAUCUCAAAGACGGAGUGAUGCAGAACUUCCAGACUGUACCGCAAUAUUUUUACGGGCUUAAUCCAGCUCAAAUGGAUAUGUUCAUGACGGAGGAUAGCCCUGUCCGUAGGCAAGCGGAAAAAGUUACAGAGUUAAAGCAGAGACUUGUAUGAAAAAUAAAGGAGUAG